AUGGCGGAGAGCACGUUCCCCGUCGUGUCUAUCGCGUACCGCGAGGAGGAUGCCGCGGCGCUCAGAGACAUGAGGAUGGCCAUGGAGAAGCAAGACCUGAGCGAGGCUGCCCUGGGAGUCACAGAGCGGGCCAUCGACGCGAACGCCGCGGACUACACCGCGUGGGCGUGGCGCUGGCGCUGCCUCGAGGCCCUGCGCUCGGACCUCGACCAGGAGCUCGAAUGGCUUGAGCCAAAUAUGUUGUCGAAUCCCAAGAACUACCAAAUGUGGAAUCACCGCCGGAGGGUGGCCGGGGCGCUCUGCGCGGCCGACGGGCCCGCGGUGCUGGGACCGAGGGUCGCCGCGGAGCUGGCAUUCGUGGAAGAGGCUCUUCGGGACGACGCGAAGAACUACCACGCGUGGGCGCACCGGCAGCACUUCGUGGGGGCCGUGCUGGCGGGCGCGGACGGGGCCGCGGCGGCGCAGGAGGAGGCCGAGUUCACGGACCGGCUGAUCGAGCGGGACGCGCGGAACAACUCGGCGUGGAACCACAGGAUGUACGUCCUGCGGGCGUCGAUGGGUGCGGCGACAAGCGAGGCGGACGCUACGAACGUGGUGCGGCGGGAGCUCGCGUACGCGUGGCGGCGGAUCCACCCGGUCGGGCACUACAACGAGAGCGCGUGGGCGUACGCGCGGGGCCUCGGGACGCUGCCGGGCGCGACGUUGGUGGCGCUGUCGCCUGUCGUGGGGAUGGCGAAGCGUGUGCUGGACGACAGCCCGGGGUGCCCGCCGGCGCUCGCGGCGCUGGGGGAGUACUGCGAGGCUGUGUGCCGCGCGGGGCUGGCGGAGGCGGCGGCGGGCGGCGGGGAGGGGGUGUUUCAGGCGUCGGCGGAGUCGGGCGCCGCUGCGCUGCGGGCGUACGCGAGCCUGCAGGGCAGCGACGGAGUGCACGCGGCGUACUGGCGGACACGCGCGGACGCGCUCGCGGACCACAUGGGCGGCGGGGGAGCGGCGAGGUAG
This is a messenger RNA of Pedinophyceae sp. YPF-701, 999 nucleotides long. Lineage: Eukaryota; Viridiplantae; Chlorophyta; Pedinophyceae. The record is from the annotation of a GenBank genome assembly.